UUAGACGUCUGAAAUGAUGGAUGCUGACUUCCAGCUCCUCUCCUAGAACUGUUACAGGUCCAGGUCGAUUAAAGGAGUUCUGCUGGAUCAGAACAACGGUCCAGCUGUUAUUGUUAUUAUAGUGUGUUUGGUUUCAGUGAACAGUGAAUCUGGCCUUUACAUGUGUUUAGUGCUGAUCGUGUUAAUACUCUCACAGUAGUGAGUACGGAUCCACCCGGCCACAAACAGCAGAGAGAGAAACAUCUAAACUAAAGAGUGAAACACAUCCGCUGUCCGUUCUGCUCCAGAGGAUCUCAGUCACUCAUUUACACCUGGAGCUGCAUGUAGGUAAUCACCUGGUACAAAGUCACACGUCUUACUGUUAGUAUAUAAACAAAUACAGAAAUGUGUAAAUAAUGUUUCAGAUUAUUUUCUAUUCACUUUGUUUUCUUUUGUUUGACUUGCUCAAAGCUUUGGUUCACAAACUCUUUAGUUUAGUGUGAGUCGCUUCUUUAUUUCUCUUCUGUGGGACACAAAGGUUGCGUGGGCUGAUUCUUAAGGUUUGAGGAGCUUUAAGUUUGAUUUAACUUUUAUAUUUGUUUUUUACUUUAAGCCUUUCUCUCACCUUCUGCUGCGAUGCUAAGUUAUAUCUUACAGGUCAUCCGAGGUUACAGAACGCAUGAAGAGUCUACAGGUAUGUCCCGGCUCCCUCGGUCCAGCAUAUCAGAGUGUAAUCUGAGCCAGACUAUCACUAACAGAUAAAGUAUUAUUCCUCUCUUCGUUGUCUCCAGUUCUUCCUCUUUCAUUUGUAAACACUGAGUUUGUGUUUGAGUACAGAAAUCAUUUUAUAUCCUUGGGGUUAGAGCUGAACCCCCAGAGUAGCUCAGAGAUUAAACCGUGCUUUAGGAUCUUCUACAGGUUUUGCAUAUUGUAGUUUUUAAGCGAUUACGUGCAGCCACGUUGACCAGCGUGUCUCCGGGUGCCUUGCUGAAGGGAACAUGGCUCUCGUGGUUUUGGGGGGGGAGAGUGUUGCAGGAGAUAAGAGUGGAGUGUGGGUGGAGCUGUUAGGAGAUGGUUGCAUGUUGCAGCUGUCUAAUGCCCUUCAGCCUGAAGCUGUGAUGCAUCAGGAGCAGCGACGAUGACAUCAUCGUGUUUGCCUUGCCCUCUGGGUGCCAUGGCAACGUGGUAGACGUGCCGGCUGGGGGGGGGGGAAGUCUCUGGGAGGAGAGCGGCAGGUUAUCAUGCAGAUGCAGCUUCCUGCUUCAGCUCCCCCCCUCCCUCUCUCUCUCUCUUCUGCUGCUAUAGGAGAAGCCCCCUCCUCUUGUCAUCCACCCCUCCUUCCUCUCCUUCGUGUCCCCAGCUCAGCCAAUCAGAUCUCUCGGUGGGGGGAGGGCAUAGCAGAACCACCAUUCCUGUUCGGAGCUGCUGCAUCUCCCCAGAGCUAACCGGGAGCUAGCAGCUGAGAGGGAGGAGACACGGCCAAACCCAGCCUCUGUGUGUGUUUGUGUUUAAGUGUGUGUGAGUGUGUGUGUGUGUGUGUGAGGCUAGAAGUGUGUGUGUCGCAGACUAGCAGCCACACUGCUAUACUCUUGUUUCACCAGACUUUAACUCUUUUAACCUUGCCUUGCACCGAGGCUCAGCUCUGCACCGCUUCCUCGUCCACUUCAGGUCACAGAUCAGCGAGGGGGGGGCAGGAGAGAGACCGCACGGCAGCCUUGCUCCUUUACUCCCCACCAGCUCGCAGUCGGUGACAGCUCCUGGCGGACGUGCAGGCAGGAUGAUAGCGGCGCAGCUUCUGGCCUACUACUUCACCGAGCUGAAGGAUGAUCAACUCAAAAAGAUCGAUAAGUACCUGUACUCCAUGCGUUUCUCGGAUGAGACGGUGAAGGACAUCAUGCACCGUUUCCGCAGGGAAAUGGAGAACGGGCUCGGCCGGGACACCAGCCCCACCGCCACCGUCAAGAUGCUGCCCACCUUCGUCAGGUCCAUCCCUGACGGAUCAGAAAAGGGGGACUUCAUUGCUCUGGACCUCGGGGGGUCGAACUUUCGGAUCCUGCGGGUCAAAGUGACGCAGGACAAAAAGCAGCCGGUUCAAAUGGAGAGCCAGGUCUACGAGACCCCUGAUGACAUCAUCCACGGCAGCGGGUCACGGCUCUUCGGCCAUGUUGCAGAUUGCCUCGGCGAUUUCAUGGAGAAGCAGAAAAUCAAGGAUAAAAAGCUUCCUGUAGGAUUCACGUUCUCGUUCCCGUGUGCCCAAACCAAACUAGACGAGGCGGUCUUACUGACGUGGACCAAGAAGUUUAAAGCCAGCGGUGUCGAAGGCAUGGACGUUGUGAGUCUUCUGAACAAGGCCAUCGAGAAACGAGGAGACUAUGAAGCGGACAUCAUGGCGGUUGUGAAUGACACAGUUGGCACCAUGAUGACUUGUGGAUUUGACGACCAGCGCUGUGAAGUGGGCAUCAUCAUAGGAACGGGAACAAACGCCUGCUACAUGGAGGAAUUGCGUCACAUUGACCUGGUGGAAGGAGACGAAGGCCGGAUGUGUAUCAACACCGAGUGGGGGGCCUUCGGGGAUGACGGGUCCAUAGAGGACAUCCGCACAGAGUUUGACCGUGAGAUCGACAGAGGCUCCAUCAACCCAGGAAAGCAGCUGUUUGAAAAGAUGGCCAGUGGGAUGUACAUGGGGGAGCUGGUCCGACUCAUCCUGGUCAAGAUGGCCAAAGAGGGACUGCUGUUUGAGGGAAGGAUAACCCCCGAGCUCCUGACCAAAGGAAAGAUUGAGACGAAACAUGUUUCUGCAAUUGAAAAGACUAAAGAAGGGCUGAAGAAAUGCAUGGAGAUCCUGACGAGGCUCGGGGUGGAGCCUUCUGAUGAAGACUGUCUGGCCGUGCAGCACGUGUGCACCAUCGUAUCCUUCCGCUCGGCAAAUCUAAUUGCUGCAACGCUGGGAGGCAUCCUCUCUCGCCUCAAGGAAAACAAAGGCGUCGCACGCCUACGCACCACAGUGGGCAUCGACGGGUCUCUCUACAAGAUGCACCCUCAAUACGCCCGCCGUCUGCACAAGACAGUGCGUCGCUUGGUACCAGACUCAGAUGUCCGCUUCCUGCUGUCUGAGAGUGGGAGUGCGAAAGGCGCUGCCAUGGUGACAGCAGUGGCGUACCGUUUGACGGAGCAGGCUCGCCAGAUUCAGCAGACGAUGGCAGAGUUCCGGCUGAGCAAAGCGCAGCUGUUAGAAGUGAAGAAACGCAUGAGGGUGGAGAUCGAAAGAGGCCUCAAGAAGAGCAGCCACGAGGAAGCUACGGUCAAGAUGUUGCCGACUUUUGUCCGAAGAACACCUGAUGGAACAGAAAACGGAGAUUUCCUCGCUCUGGACCUCGGAGGGACAAACUUCCGCGUGCUUCUGGUAAAGAUUCGCAGCGGGAAGAAGCGAUCGGUGGAGAUGCAUAACAAAAUCUACGCCAUUCCCAUAGAAGUCAUGCAGGGCACAGGAGAAGAGCUCUUUGACCACAUCGUGCACUGCAUCUCAGAUUUCCUGGACUACAUGGGAAUGAAAAGUGCUCGCCUGCCGCUGGGUUUCACCUUCUCCUUCCCCUGCCAUCAGACCAGCUUGGACGCGGGUAUUCUCGUAACCUGGACCAAAGGCUUCAAGGCCACAGACUGUGAGGGUGAAGAUGUGGUGGAGCUUCUCCGGGACGCGAUCAAGAGGAAAGAGAUGGAGAAUCCAGAGUUUGAGCUGGAUGUGGUCGCCAUAGUGAAUGACACAGUGGGGACGAUGAUGACUUGUGCGUACGAGGAGCCCAACUGUGAGGUGGGGCUGAUCGCAGGGACCGGCAGUAACGCCUGCUACAUGGAAGAGGCGAAGAACAUCGAGUUAGUGGAGGGAAGCGAGGGCCGCAUGUGCGUCAACAUGGAGUGGGGGGCAUUUGGAGACAACGGCUGCCUGGAUGAUAUCAGGACGAAGUACGACCAGGCGGUGGACGAGAACUCGCUCAACGAAGGCAAACAAAGAUAUGAGAAGAUGUGCAGCGGGAUGUACCUUGGAGAAAUCGUCCGGCAGAUUUUGAUCGAUCUGACCAGGCGUGGAUUCCUCUUCCGGGGACAAAUCUCCGAGACGUUGAAGACCAGAGGCAUCUUUGAGACAAAGUUCCUGUCACAGAUAGAGAGCGAUCGUCUGGCGCUGCUGCAGGUCAGGGCGAUCCUGCAGCAGCUGGGGCUCGACAGCACCUGUGAUGACAGUAUUAUCGUCAAGGAGGUGUGUGGCACGGUGUCCCGCCGCGCGGCUCAGAUCUGCGGAGCCGGGAUGGCUGCGGUGGUGGACAAGAUCCGUGAGAACAGAGGAAUGGACCACCUUGACAUUACCGUGGGCGUGGACGGCACGCUCUACAAGCUGCACCCACACUUCUCUCUGAUCUUCCAUCAGACGGUGAAGGAACUCGCCCCAAAAUGUGAUGUCAACUUCCUGCUAUCUGAGGACGGCAGUGGUAAGGGGGCCGCCCUCAUCACUGCCGUGGGCUGCCGCCAGAGAGAGCUGGACGCACAGCAGCACUGAGGAACUCUUCCCCGUUUGCCCGAGAGAACUACCUGCUGCUCCGCCGUGAACUUCACCCAACUCCCAUCUUCCCUUGGCAGCCGUGACUCCACCUCUGCCCCACCCCUCCCCCCAGCCAGAGUCAUGCUGCAUGAAUAGGAAAUUCAAUAUCCAAGUAUUUAUUCAUACUGCACCAGAGGGUUUAUUAUUUCCAUGUUUGUACAUUUUCCUCAAUAGCUUGUCAGUAAACUGAUAAAUCUAAAAUACUUAGGCGUGCAAUAUUUGUGUGUAUUUUUAUAUGGAGGCAAAUAUAUAAUUGUAUUUAUAUAGCUGAGGCCACUUUGAAUCCCAGAGGCCAUAAGGAUUUUGCACCAUAGACACAAGAAAAUGUCAGCACUUUUUCUAUGAGAGUUACAACGAGCAGCAUUUCAUUGUAACUUCCAGACGAAGGCUGCGCUUCUCACCGAACGAUAGUACAAACUACUCCCGGUUUCCCAAAGGGCUCGCUGCAAAGGGUUGAACGCACGAGUCACGGCUGUUCAAAUCAUCCUCAUUUAUGUGCAACACCCACACACAGUGUGCUUGGCUAUUGACCACUUUUUGUGUAACUGUCAACGUAUCUCACAUAUUGAAGUGUUCCAACAGCACCAUACCAUUUAUUCCUCCAGAGCUGGGGGGGGUAGAAAAGACCGAAGUGGAAAUGUUACCGUGUCCUGUUGCUAUUUGUGAACUACUAUACUUUUGGUGUUGUGAUGAAUCCCACUUAUACUCAUUGUAUGUGCAAAGAAUAAAUGUUUAUUGGGCCCCAAGAAAAGAGUGGAUACUAUGAGCGCUUGUGUGAGUCUUUGUAGUGUCCGUGUGUCCGUGUGUCCGUGUGUCCGUGUGUAACGACCUGUAGCUUUCAAUGUCCAACGCUCUGUGGAGACUGCAUGCCUUACAUUAAGACAAAGGACAGUGCUGGAUUAUUCUCUGUUUUCUUUUUUUACAUCAAUAUAGAUUUGUGUUCGACGCAGUGAAAAGUGAAUUCAUUAAAUUAUAUUUUGUUGUGGAGUAAA
Messenger RNA from Cottoperca gobio, 5562 nucleotides. Its product is annotated as hexokinase-1. The record is from RefSeq and is a predicted model, not a curated record. The transcript is spliced from 19 exons. NCBI's taxonomy places the organism in Eukaryota, Metazoa, Chordata, Actinopteri, Perciformes, Bovichtidae. Gene Ontology annotation, biological process: intracellular glucose homeostasis; glucose 6-phosphate metabolic process; carbohydrate phosphorylation. The coding region runs from base 1757 to 4528 and encodes 923 amino acids. Gene Ontology annotation, molecular function: fructokinase activity; glucokinase activity; mannokinase activity. Gene Ontology annotation, cellular component: cytosol; mitochondrion.